Molecule: messenger RNA, 2638 nt
Organism: Camelus dromedarius (Arabian camel)
Lineage: Eukaryota; Metazoa; Chordata; Mammalia; Artiodactyla; Camelidae
Gene: CBS
Product: cystathionine beta-synthase
Exons: 18
Coding region: 228-1985 (585 amino acids)
Cellular component (GO): cytoplasm
Molecular function (GO): cystathionine beta-synthase activity
Source: RefSeq, a predicted model, not a curated record
UUCCACUGCGGCAGCCGGGUCCCGGCGGAGCCCGCCAGCCCCCCGGUCGCGUCUCCGAGUCGCAGCUUUCCGGGACAACGCUCACCACUCCCGGAUGCGCCCAGCCCACCACUCUUCCCUGGUCUCGGUCCAGGAUUCCAUCCAGGAGACCGCGUUACGUUUAGCUUUCACGGCCUCUUGCAGAGCUGGUGCUGUGCUGAAUUUUCAGCCUUCAGCCUGAUCCCACCAUGCCUUCUGAGACACCCCAAGUGGAAGAGAGGGCUGCAGGGUGCCCCCACCUCUCAGGGGCACACUUGGGGAAAGGGAGCCUUGAAAAGGGGCCUCCGGGGGACAAGGAAGCCAAAGAGCACGUGUGGAUCCGUCCUGAUGCCCCGAGCAGGUGCUGCUGGCAGCUGGGCAAGCCUGUCAGCGACUCUCCACAUCACCACGCUGCCCUGGCAAAAUCCCCCCAAAUCUUGCCAGAUAUCCUGAAGAAGAUUGGGGACACCCCGAUGGUGAGGAUCAACAAGAUUGGGAGGAACUUUGGCCUGAAGUGUGAGCUUUUGGCCAAGUGUGAGUUCUUCAACGCGGGCGGGAGUGUGAAGGACCGCAUCAGCCUGCGGAUGAUCGAAGACGCCGAGCGCGAGGGGACGCUGAAGCCCGGGGACACGAUCAUCGAGCCGACCUCGGGGAACACAGGGAUCGGGCUGGCUCUGGCUGCCGCUGUGAAGGGCUACCGCUGCAUCAUCGUGAUGCCAGAGAAGAUGAGCACGGAGAAGGUGGAUGUCCUGCGCGCCCUGGGGGCUGAGAUCGUGAGAACUCCCACCCAAGCCAGAUUCGACUCCCCCGAGUCACAUGUAGGGGUUGCCUGGAGGCUGAAGAAUGAGAUCCCCAAUUCCCACAUCCUGGACCAGUACCGCAACGCCAGCAACCCCCUUGCCCACUAUGACAUCACGGCCGAGGAGAUCCUGCAGCAGUGUGACGGGAAGCUGGACAUGCUGGUGGCUUCCGCGGGCACGGGCGGCACCAUCACGGGCAUCGCCAGGAAGCUGAAGGAGAAGUGCCCGGGGUGCCAGAUCAUUGGGGUGGACCCCGAAGGCUCCAUCCUUGCAGAGCCCGAGGAGCUGAACCGGACGGAGCAGACGGUCUACGAGGUGGAGGGGAUCGGCUAUGACUUUGUCCCCACAGUGCUGGACCGGACGGUGGUGGACAAGUGGUUCAAGAGCAAUGACCAGGACGCCUUCGCCUUCGCCCGCAUGCUGAUCGCGCAGGAGGGGCUGCUGUGCGGUGGCAGUGCCGGCAGUGCCAUGUCCGUGGCCGUGAAGGCCGCCCGGGAGCUGCAGGAGGGCCAGCGCUGCGUGGUGAUCCUGCCCGACUCCGUGCGGAACUACAUGUCCAAGUUCCUGAGUGACAAGUGGAUGUUGCAGAAGGGCUUCAUGAAGGAGGAGGACCUUACAGUGAAGAAGCCAUGGUGGUGGCACCUCAGAGUUCAGGAGCUGAGCCUGUCGGCUCCGCUGACAGUGCUGCCCACGGUCACCUGUGAGCACACCAUCGAGAUCCUCCGGGAGAAGGGCUUCGACCAGGCGCCCGUGGUGGACGAAUCGGGGGCCGUCCUGGGGAUGGUGACUCUGGGGAACAUGCUGUCGUCCCUGCUCGCGGGGAAGGUGCGGCCGUCGGACCAAGUUCGCAAAGUCGUCUCCAGGCAGUUCAAGCAGAUCUUCCUGACGGACCCGCUGGGCAAGCUCUCACACAUCCUGGAGACUGACCACUUCGUCCUGGUGGUCCACGAGCAGAUCCAGUCACGGGACCUGGCCUUGUCAGGAGUGGUGGGGGGGCCAGCAGACCACAGCCACCGGGAGGCCAGUAAGAGGCAGACAGUGUUCGGGGUUGUCAGCGCCAUUGACCUGCUGAACUUCGUGGCCACCCGCGAGCGGAACCAGAAGACAAAGCCAGGAAGCACCUCAGAGCCCAGAGGCAUGGGGGCCGGGGCCCAGCCCGCCCCGUGACUGCUAACCGCCUGCCGCCGGGCACGGCUCUGUCGCGACCGGUAGCAGAAAGCAGGUGUAGGACGCUUAGCGCGGAGCCCGGGGCCGGCAGAAAGGUUAGGCUUCCCCUGCCAACGCCUGGCUGCCUGAAAGAAUCUAUUUAUGGUUUUUUCCAUCAGAUGUGUUUUUCUUUAACUUUCUCCUAAAAAUGUUCCCACAAGCAAGUCUAUUCAAAGAGAGCUCAGCCGGGCAGGUGGGCGGUGGACCCACAGCAGGACCAGGGCGGGGGAGGAAAGGCAGAGGAAAGAGCCUUUUCCAGGAGCCCAGGACGGGAGCCGCAGAAAGGGGCUGAGGAAGGCUGGGUCGGCUCAGCGGCCCUUCUCAGCGCUGUCCCCUCGGGGCUGGGUCGGGUGGAGUGGCUUGAGUGUUUGGAGGUUUUUAAAUUGAGAUGACAUUCACAUAACCUAAAAUAAUCAAUUUAAAAUGUAUACUUUGGUAGCAUUUAUGACACUCCCAGUUAUUGCACAGCUCUGUCGGGUUCCAAAACAUCCCCCGCAGUAAGCAGUCACUCCCCUCCCCUCCUCGCCCCCGGCCGCCGCUCGUCUGCCCCUGUCUGUCCCCACGGGCUUACCUGCCUUGGAUAGUUCAUAUAAAAGGAAUCGUACAAUCUGUGA